This is a messenger RNA of Meloidogyne enterolobii, 450 nucleotides long. NCBI's taxonomy places the organism in Eukaryota, Metazoa, Nematoda, Chromadorea, Rhabditida, Meloidogynidae. The record is from the annotation of a GenBank genome assembly.
UUUUUAAUUUAUUUAAAAAUGUUUAUUCUUCCAAAACCUUUUUAUCUUUUAAUUUUACUAAUUAUUUCAACAAUUUUCUUAUUAUUUUUAAUUCUUCGGUUGCCUUCAAUUUCUUACCAAACAAAUCAAUGUCAACACUUAUGGGACUCUUCUAACUGCAAAAAUUUAAAUAUUUCUUUAAAUUGGCAUCCAAUAACUUGUUUUAUUGACGGAAAGCAAAAAAGAGUUCCCUGUCUUCAACAAAAUGACUUAAAAGAAGUUUAUCUUCCAUUCAAUUCAUUUUUGAAAAAACAAUUUGAUUUGUAUGGAGAGACUGACAAAAGUAUUUCUUUAAUUUUUAAACUUAUUUUUAACAAAUUUUGCGGACAGUCCGCAAAAUAUUUGCGGACAAAUAAUUUUUUUGUUAGGCUAUUUUGUGGUCUUUCUACUAUUGUUUGGAGUAAAUUUUAA